CAGCUUUGAUAAUGGCCCAAGCCUGAGGAUCGCCUGGUUUCGUUAGCGGAGAGGAGAGGCAAGGACGAUGGACCGUGAGCGGUCCCAUAGUCAAGGACUCACCAAAGAAGCCGAGCACGAGCUCGGCGAUGCCACUGCCAACAGCAGAGGAUCCAACAUUGUCGAGUGAAAGAUGCAAGACCCGGCCAAGGGAUUUCAAUCAGGGUCACGUUGACUGGGUACAAGACGCCAUGCUGGCGUCCUGUCCAGGCGAGGACAUUUGAUCAUUCGGUGAGUCAGAGGGGGUUGCUUGCCUCGAUCAGAAUUCAGAAGAGCGAGAAAGACACUGACAAGAUGGGAUCGCUCACGGACGAUGCGGAGGCGGCGCAUCCCACUUUCCUAUUUUUUGGUGAUUCCAUCUGGCCAUCGGUGCUCACCUCCCUGUGGCACUCUCGUCACCAGGCUCACGAUCUGGGUAUUGGUGUGAGCUCACUGGUUUUGAAUUUGCUUCGAUCCUCCUGUUAUGGAAAUCUUUCGCGGUUUAGUUCCUACGACAGUUUUCGCUACUGGUUAUUUCGGAAUUUUGAGUUUUGAGGUGUUUGUGGUGCACACUGUUGCUGGGUAGCUGGGACAGCUGCUUCUCAUCGUAGCCGGUGAUCGAGCUAAGUGGCUUAACCUCGCGCGCAGUACAGUGAGAUGCUGGCUUAAUUUAUUAAUUCUUAUCUCUCCUCUUUCCAGGAAGUCAAAUGAUGGGAUUAGGUCUUGGAAGCUGGUGUGUCGAGAUGGUCUUUCUUCAGACGAGUGAAGGGAUUCCCCGAAGGAAUAUAGCUUUAUCGCAAAAUUCUUACUUAGAGGUCGUGUAGAAGCCUCCUCAUUCUCAGGCAUCCGGGGUGUAAUGGUGAGAGAUGUGCUGCGACAAACGGCAUGUAGAAUCAUUUGGUUUAGUGGUGAAUUCAUGCUGAGAAAGUUCCAGAGAUUGAACUUGAUUUCGCGACAUUCCCCAGUCGUUAAAAUCUAACGAGCAGCAUGAGAAGCACCUUUCAACUGGAAAAUUUGGAUGAGGUUGCCAUAUGAUUUCACCUGCUAUCAAAGUCGAUGUUGAUGUAUCGGUUUCGUGUGCAGCAUUCCGAUGACUCUUCUUUAGUAGUUUCAAAGGUUGAAGAAAUUGCUGGAUCACCAUGUCAGACGAGGAAUUUGAACCGAUUAUUGAAUCGGGAAUAGAAUAUACCGGCGUCUCUUUAUUCAGAACAGCGCUGCAGAGUGCCUCAUCUGCCCGGACUCCCACUACACGCUUCACUCCAGCCUCGCCUCGUUUCUCUCAAACUAAACUACCCUCCACCCCAGAAAAGCUAGAGCCCAAGAGUUACUCAGCUAGCGUCAGUAGAGAUGUGCCUGAAAAUGAAAGAAAGCCUACACCUCGGGUGCCAAUCCUGCACUCGAAGUCGCUGACUUAUCCUGGGAACAUCAAUUUUCCGCUAGACAGCGCGCCGACUCCACGUCCAUUGAGGUCGGAACGCUGGAGUGGAGGUGGGUCAAGUCCUGGGGCACCAAGGAAAGAGGUCCUUUCAGCCGGUCGCACCAGCAACGUACACACCCUAGGUUAUACUUCGACACCGAGUCCAUGGAGAGGAGUGCGAAGCGGCGAAGUUGGAAAUUCUAGAGCUCCUGUGAAGCAGCCCGUGUCUGCCCAGUAUCGUCUCAGCAAUGAUUACAUCCAUGGUGAUGGUUCUUCGCCGGCUUCUAAGUCUGCGCCUGUUCGGCAUCUCUCUUUCUCCAGGUGUUCGUUCAAGCGCAUGUCUGCUGAUAUCCGAAAGCUUAGAGAGCUCGCGAGACAGGGAUGCUGGAAGAGGGUUAUUGAAAGAGUGAAGGGCGCGCAGAAACGAGGAUUGCUCUCAACUCUAGAUCAGGAGAUUGCGUACGGGACUUACCACCUUCUGGCACUGAUGAAGCUUCAGGAUUACCGCGCUGCAGCACACGAAAUUGCAGCUUUCGGUGACUUGGACUCUCCACAGUACAGAUUCGAGAAUCAUCCGGAAUUGUAUCCUAAUAAGUCAGGGUCGAUGGUGCCAUGGUCUUUACGGUGUAUGCAUGCCGAGCUUCCCCAUCGAGAAGGAAAGACUGGAGAGACUUUGCAUCGUCUCUACGAGCUUCUUAAUCACUGUGACGCUCAGAUAGACGUUCUGCAAGCUGAAUAUUCUUUGAACAUGGCGUCAACCACUUGCUCAGAGCCGCUCAAGAGCACCCUCACAUCAAAUGACGACGAGCAAACCGAGGAAUCUGCGGCUGCUUCCGACAUUCAGGUUUUAGAAGGGUUACUGUCUACAUGGCGAAAGCGAAGAGAGAUCGUGUCCUUCUCCAUAGUCAGUCAUCACUUGUAUGAGCAGCAGUUUCUAGUUGCGCUUCAAUGGUUGGAUAAGCUCAUGGCCAAGUCGCCAGCAGAUCCUUACUUGCAAACAAAGGCCAUUCUUAUACAACUUCAACUAGGUGAUGUUGUUGGAGCUCAAAAAACCUUCUCUGCGGUCGAGGCGUUGGUGUCCUCUACUCCAGAAUCGUCCAAGUUACAGGACUUGCUAGGUCGGACCAGGGGAGUUCUAUACAUGGCCCAGGGCGAGUUUUCCAAAGCCAUUGAAGAAUUCGAUGCCGUCUUGGCUAGAAAUUCUGACGAUAUUGUGUGUGCUAACAACAAGGCACUAUGCUUGCUGUAUAACCGGCAGCUAACGGACGCAGUCGACACCCUUGAAAACGCGAUCUUCAAGGGCCCGAAACGGCUAACAAGCGAAGCGGUCGUGGCGAACGUUUGCAGCAUGUACGAGGUGGUGUCGUUUAGCAGUGCGGCUGCUAAGAGAAGCUUGAGGACAUGGAUAAAGGAUCACGGGCCAGAUGAUUUCGAACCGUCUUCAUUCCGGUUGUAGUCCGCCUCCGCAUGAAACGUGCCUCCCACAGGGCGGAUUCAAGGAUUCUUCUCUUCUCAAGCCCACUUGAACCCAUGGACAGUCCCUGAACGCCGAGGUUCCUGAAGCUGGCACCAACCCACCGCAGCAAAUCCAUGCACACCCAUUUCUCGAUCUUAGUUCGAAUGAUCAUCAUGCCAAUAGAGCUGGUUCUUACCUUCGGUUGGGUGGGUACGCACGAACCCAACAGGAAAUCCGCGUACAAAUUGCUCAGGGUGCUGCCGGCGUUAAAUCCACUCCGAUGCAUCUCAGGAAGUCUGAUGCACCUUGCAAUCGAUAGUCUGGAGACAACGCUAGAUCCGCUCCUUCAGAUGAGAGAUAGCAAUGCUUUCGGCACUCACAGGCCGGUAGUUUACCCAUGUUUGAGAAUCUUUGGUGCACUGCGGAAUCUGCCUACCGACAAUGAACUACGUCGUCAUUUACGCGACGUUAUGCAAAGCUUUCGAGUCCACGGCUUUUAGUCUAAUGCUAACGCUGACAUGUUUCAAAGGA
This is a messenger RNA of Physcomitrium patens, 3422 nucleotides long. RefSeq lists its product as uncharacterized. Gene Ontology annotation, molecular function: protein binding. The record is from RefSeq and is a predicted model, not a curated record. NCBI's taxonomy places the organism in Eukaryota, Viridiplantae, Streptophyta, Bryopsida, Funariales, Funariaceae.